GCUAAGCUCCAACAUUGCUGUGUCUGAAGCAUACCACAGCACACGCUUGUCGCGUUUAUAAAAAAAAGGAAUUUCGAAUCUUUUUAAAUUUGACGCGCAAUUUCUUUAGUUUAUUAAUUUAAAUGCAAGUCUAAUUGUUACAAAAAAAAAUGAAAUCUUAUCAAGUUUUUGUUUUAUUCAUCGCCGCUGUGAUCGCACCGACGACUUCGAACACACAGAUAUUUGGAGGUCGUUGUUCCAAACAGGAUCCCAAUGUCGAUGCGUGUUUAUUAAGAAGCUUUAACAAUCUACUAGACUACUUGAAAAGUGGUGCUCCAGAACUCGGAUUGGAAGAGUCAGACGAGAUAGUAAUAGAUGAACUAUCUAUAGCAUUGGGCGGAGGUCCGGAUGGAUACCGCGCUACCUUCAAAGAUAUCCACGCUACAGGAGUCAAUAAUAUGACCAUCACUAAUGUCAGAUCGGACUUAGAAACCCAUCAAUUCCAGUUAACAAUGUUCGGUCCACACAUCAGCGCCAAGGCGCGCUACCGCUCUUCUGGUGUGCUGCUCUUAGUGAGAGCUUCUGGCGGUGGUGACUAUUGGGGAGAGUAUGAUGGUGUGAAGGCCAAGGUGUACUUCCGCGGCGCGCCCUACACGCGCAACGGCCGCACCUACCUGAAGCUGCAGCAGCUGAAGUUGGACUUCUCCGUUAAGGGCAUUCAGAUGGGAGUGGAGAAUCUGGAUAAUAGCAACUCUGUGCUACAGGCGGCACUAAACCUUUUCAUAAACACAAACGCGCAAGAACUCCUAAAGGAGAUGAAGCCAGCGCUCAAACGAGACUUGGCUGAGAAAAUGUCACGAUUCCUUGAUAGAAUCCUCGCAAAAAUCCCUUAUGAUGACUGGAUCAACGAAGAAGAAGCAGAGGAAGAAGAAGAAGAAGAAGAGGAAGAGAAAAAAUAGA
Molecule: messenger RNA, 939 nt
Organism: Zerene cesonia (dogface butterfly)
Lineage: Eukaryota; Metazoa; Arthropoda; Insecta; Lepidoptera; Pieridae
Product: protein takeout
Exons: 6
Coding region: 150-938 (262 amino acids)
Source: RefSeq, a predicted model, not a curated record